CAAAAUCUAUCAUAUAAACAUUGUUUAAGAGAAAACUGCAUUCCUUAACAGAGCUUUCAAAUCAGAGUGCAGGCUAUGUUGAUGCUCACAGCUAGAGAACAGGCAGCAUCAAUGUGAAGGGGAGUUGGUGAUGACAUGUACAGCUAAGUCACAAAUAGGAACUCAUCCCUAGGAAUUACCUUCAUUCUACAAAUAAAGAAAAGGCUCGGAAAUAUGCAUUUACAAGCAAGUAUACUCCUGCUUCUGGUUUCUCCAAACUUUGUUUACACCUCUGGGAAUUACCCUGAAAGAUAUGCAAAGCAACCCAGCAUGAAAGGACCACCAGUGCCAUUUGUGCCAUUUAAUGCAAAAAGCCAAGUGUAUCCAAGUGGACCGGAGCAAGGACCACCAGGCCCUCCUGGGCCAGUAGGUCCAAGAGGACUACCUGGCCCACAAGGCCCUCCAGGAAAGCCAGGGUAUGGAAUCCCUGGGCCACAAGGAGCCCAAGGAGUACCAGGACCUCCAGGGUUUUCUUCUGUUGGAAAACCAGGAAUUCCAGGACUGCCAGGAAAGAAUGGAGAACGUGGCUAUCAAGGAGAAAAGGGAGACAUUGGCCCAAUUGGACUACCAGGGCCUAGAGGCCAACAGGGGCCACAUGGAAUCCCAGGUCCUGCGGGUCUUUCUGCUGCUGGAAAUCCAGGUCCACAGGGGGCUAUAGGAAACCCAGGCCCAAGAGGUGUUCCUGGAUUUAAAGGUGAAUCUGGUAUGCCUGGUAUCAAUGGAGUUAAGGGACAAAAUGGGUAUGGGGUGCCAGGUCAGCCAGGAGAAAGAGGACCUCCUGGAUUACCAGGACAACCUGGACCACAGGGCCCUCCUGGGAUUGGUAAACCUGGAGUAAAUGGCCUUCCUGGGCAACCAGGAAAAUUAGGAGAUCGAGGCUUACAGGGGCCACAAGGAAUGCAAGGUCUUCAAGGUUCUCAGGGUCUCCCAGGGCAGGCUGGGCAACCAGGCAUUGGUAAACCAGGGUUAAAUGGACCUCCGGGAAUGCCAGGACCAUCUGGACCCAAAGGACAACCAGGACUGCCAGGCAUGCCAGGCCCUCAGGGACUACAUGGUUUUGGAAAACCAGGAAUGCCAGGAAUUAAAGGACACAGAGGACUUGAUGGGGCUUCAGGGUUACCAGGUAUAAAAGGGGACCAUGGCCCAGUCGGUCUUCCAGGGCCACCAGGACUGCAUGGGUUUCCUGGGAAUGUGGGUAUGCAGGGAGCAAGAGGGAUUCCAGGUGAAAUUGGUUUACCAGGCCACAAAGGAGAGGUUGGCCCAAAAGGUUCAGCAGGAGUUCCCGGACCAAAAGGAGACCAUGGUUUUCCAGGGAUUGAUGGGAAGCCAGGAUAUCCAGGUGAGCCUGGCCUUGCUGGCCCCAAAGGCUAUCCAGGUUCGCUUGGUCAAAAAGGAGAGAAAGGCAUUAUAGGACCACCUGGUGUACCUGGAGUACCUGGUCCUGUGGGCCCCCGAGGGGAGGUAGGUUAUAAUGGUGAGCAAGGACCAAGAGGAGUCACUGGAAUACCAGGUAUGAGAGGGCCAACAGGACCUUCUGGCAUUCCAGGUCUUCCUGGUCAGAAAGGGGACCAAGGUAUGCCAGGUGUUCCUGGCCCAGCAGGUAUUGCAGCAAAUGGGAUACAAGGACCACUGGGACCUCCAGGAAUUCCAGGUCAAAGAGGAAUGAAUGGUGAGCCAGGGUUACCAGGACCACCAGGCCCUCCUGGACAACCUGGACAGAUAAUAAUGCCACAUCAUAUGCCAGAUGGGUAUGGAAAAUCAGGACAAAUUCAGAGUCUUAGAGAAAUUCAGGCAUCGGCAUUUACUGCUAUCCUCUCUACAGCUUAUCCACCAGUGGGAAUGCCUAUCAAAUUUGACAAAAUACUGUACAACAGACAGAAUCAUUAUGACUCACGAACUGGAAUUUUUACCUGUAGGAUACCAGGAAUAUAUUAUUUUUCUUAUCAUGUGCAUGUGAAAGGCACAAAUAUCUGGGUUGCAUUGUAUAAAAAUGGAACACCUCUAAUGUACACUUAUGAUGAGUACAAGAAAGGAUACCUUGACCAGGCAUCAGGCAGUGCAGUUCUAGACUUAAGUGAAAAUGAUCAAGUGUGGCUUCAGUUACCCAAUGCUGAAUCCAAUGGCUUAUAUGCCUCUGACUAUGUACAUUCCUCUUUCUCAGGAUUUCUAUUUGGCCUAACAUGAUAAUAACAUUUAAAAAAAAAAAAAAAAAUCACACAUUUCUGAUCUGUAUGCUUGAAACCUAGUGUAAUUGUCAACUAACAGAAUGUGUUCCUUUUUCACAAAAAAGAAAAAACU
Pelobates fuscus (common spadefoot toad) is the source of this 2337-nucleotide messenger RNA. RefSeq names its product collagen type X alpha 1 chain (gene COL10A1). Bases 214 to 2223 code for a protein of 669 amino acids. The record is from RefSeq and is a predicted model, not a curated record. Gene Ontology annotation, molecular function: protein binding. The transcript has 3 exons. NCBI's taxonomy places the organism in Eukaryota, Metazoa, Chordata, Amphibia, Anura, Pelobatidae.